Molecule: messenger RNA, 1185 nt
Organism: Penicillium taxi
Lineage: Eukaryota; Fungi; Ascomycota; Eurotiomycetes; Eurotiales; Aspergillaceae
Product: intradiol ring-cleavage dioxygenase
Exons: 3
Coding region: 1-1185 (394 amino acids)
Molecular function (GO): ferric iron binding; oxidoreductase activity, acting on single donors with incorporation of molecular oxygen, incorporation of two atoms of oxygen
Source: RefSeq, a predicted model, not a curated record
AUGGUGCAGCUUUCCAAGUUCCUCAUCGCCGCAGCGUGUGUGGCUGUUCCUACUCUCGCUCAUCCGGGCGAGAAGCACGAUGCACAUGUGCUGAAGCGGGAGAUUCGCCUCCGUGAUGCCCAUGCUGCUGCAGCUAAACGGUCCCUGGGUGGCUGUGAGAACAGCCUGCAUGCCCGGAAUCUAGCAAAGCGAAAUGUUGCCCGUCGUGCGAACGCUGUCAAGCAGCUCCGUGCAAAGCGCGGUAUCACCGAAGGUACUGAUAAGUGGCGUCGCACUCUGGCUGAUAUUGAGAAGUGGGAGGCUGUUAAUCACAACAAGACCGAUAUCCUCAACAAUAGUCCGGCUACUUCAGAGUCGGUGAUCUUCUCAGCUAACACGAGCUGCAUCCUUACCCCGACUAUCACGGACGGCCCCUAUUAUGUAUGGGGUGAGGCUGUGCGUCAAAAUGUCAAGGAGGAUUUAUACUCUGAUGGUGUUGAUAUCGCUCUGGAGAUUCAGUACAUCGACAUCAACACGUGCCAACCUGUUCCAGGGGCAUUGGUUGAUAUCUGGAAUGCCAAUGCUACCGGUAUAUAUAGUGGCAUUUCCGUGUCUGGCAACUAUGCUGAAGAUGGAUGGGACUCUACCUACCUACGUGGUAUCCAAGAGACCGAUAAAGACGGUGUUGUCACCUUCAACACCAUCUUCCCGGGUCACUAUGAUGGGCGAGCUACCCACACUCAUUUGUUGACCCAUCUGAAUGCAACCCUUCUCCCCAACAAAACCCUCGAGGUGGGAACGGGGAGUAUUGCCCACAAUGGACAACUUUUCUGGAACGAGGACCUCCGAUCAGCGGUUGAGGAUACAUAUCCUUAUAAUACGAACACCCAAAGCAUCACAACAAAUGCCGGUGAUAUGUGGAGCAUCUUACAGGCCAGCAGCGCAUAUGACCCAUUCCCCGAGUACAUUUAUCUUGGUGAUUCUUUGGAUGAUGGUUUGUUCGCUUGGAUCCAGAUUGGCAUCAACAGCACCUUGGACUAUACCAAUAACUCUUACUACUCCAUUGCUGCUUACUAUGAUGCGGAUGGUGGCCAUGAGAACUCGAGCGGUGCCGACGGUGGCAGUGGCGGCGGAAGUAAACCAUCUGGCAGCGUGCCCUCUGGUGUGCCUUCUGGUACACCCUCCAGCGGCGCCAUUGCUAAUUGA